Molecule: messenger RNA, 3364 nt
Organism: Microbotryum saponariae
Lineage: Eukaryota; Fungi; Basidiomycota; Microbotryomycetes; Microbotryales; Microbotryaceae
Source: the annotation of a GenBank genome assembly
AUGUUGGAUCAGAUAUACGGUCGACCGAGUUCGAACUGGAAACGAUCCCAGGUACGCCGAGGCUACAUCACGGCCGCGGCUCGAUCGGCGACCCCACGGCACUCGCGCCCGAGCCUGCCAGGACGGGUUUGGCGCGAGGAGUUGUGAAACACGCUUGCUGACCAUUUCCGGUUGACCACACUGCCCUCCACAGGUCUUCCUCGUCCUACUCUUCUGGAUCUCUCGGAUCCGUUUGGGCAAUCGUCAUGGACCUCGCUCGAUCCCAAUCUUACGCAGACUCAACCUGUACCUUACGCGCUUCACGCCAUGGCAAAUCGUCGUUUCGACCCUGACGCUCGUGUACGCGAUCAAGAACUCGGAUGCGAUUUUGGGGCUCCAGGCGCCUGAGCCUUUAGCGAGGUUGUAUUCGCGGGAAUACUACAGGUUAGUCGGAGGGCACGGCGCGCCGUCGUGGUUUGGGAAGGUGGUGGGUACGAAGCUGACGCUCGGUCGCAUACCUCCUCUGGCUCGAGCUCAACAGGGCAACUUGGAUCGUCACCGCUUUGGAUGCAGGUUUUGCGACGGCCAUGACGAUAAGGUGGAAAAAGUUACGCGACAUCGCAUCACUCGCCUUCUCGUUGUACUACCUCAUCUUCCCCAAUGAAGCCGACGAAAAGGUGAAUAAUCUUUUCCGGCCUGCCGUUCAAUCAUUUACAGAUUUUUGACCGCUCGUAUCCUCUCUACAGCUGAGACGAUAUCGAGCCGUCUGCACAGUCGAGAUGCUACGCGCGACAUGGGAGAAGACGAGCAACCCCUACAUCCGCUUCGCGACACAAAGGGAUCGGCCCCAAGUCGGCGUUCGUCGAAAAAUCUUGUUGCCAAGACCGGCUGGGUCGUCGUACGAGUCAGUUGUGACCCGUUUUUCUGCGGAUGACUCUGUCCCUACUGACGCGCGUAAUUCGUAUGACCGGGACCUGCAGCAAACCGAUAGUGGCCUGGGUCUUGUUCAAUGGCACGGAUGAGGAGUUGGCCGAGCAGACCGAGCUGAUCUUUGACGUGCCGGGCGGGGGUUUCAUUUGCAUGGAUCCGACGCAUCACGAAGAGCGAACGCUGCGGUGGACGAUCAGGACGGGAAAACCCGUGUUGGGCUUGGAUUACGGCAAGGUGAGUCAGGGCGCGAUCGCACCAACCGCUGUGAAGCGGCUGAUCGUGGUAAACAUCUUUCUCGCAGGCCCCCGAAUACCCGUUCCCUUACGCCAUCGAUGAAACUUAUGACGUCUACAAGGUUUUGCACGAGAGUAAAGGGAAAUGUAUUGGGAUGAAGGGAACCAAACUGGGCAUUGUCAUGACCGGUGACUCGGCGUGAGUAGCCUGUCAAGUCGGGUAGAGCACCUCCUCCGAGCUGAUGUCGGUGAUAUCCCUUUGGACUCCAGCGGCGCCAACAUCGCUACGGCCAUGGUCGUUAAGAUCCUCGAAACUCGACCCCGCCUUCCCCUCCCAGUCUCACUCGUCUUUGCCUACGCCGCUCUCUCCUUCCACUUCACCUCGUGGAUGCCAUCCUCCGACGUCAAGGUCCUGCGCCAGCAGUCGUCGGGCAACAUCGCCGACUUGCUUCGCGGCAAGGACCACCUCGAUCGAAAAUCUCCGUUGAGUGUGGUCGAAGAUGUCGAGCGACCGAGGCCGCGUAGGAGACGCUCGGCCGCUAGUCUCUGGGCUCGUCGACUGUCGGGAACGAGUCCUGCUAGGCUUUUGGGGGCGGGUAGGGGGAUGUCGAAAGGGGAUGAAGGGGACGAUGAGGACGACGAUGGCGACAACGCCGAGGUCGAAGCGAAGGACAAGUCGCUCUCCGAUCGGGUCGUUUUCUGGAACGAUGAGGCGAAGCAAGCCGAGCUGCAGGCCAAGGCGGAGUCUCUGGGGAAGGAGGUGAUCGAGAAUGCCCACAAGGCUCCGAUUCAGACGAGAUUGGCCAUGACGAGUCGAACGGCGUUCUUCAACGGUGAGCUCAAGAUGUUACCUUCCAGGAAUGGGCCUCAUCUAACGCCUCUCUUCCGUGCUCAAAGAUCGCAUCAUCUCGCCGUCAAUGGUUAGUGCUUGCUGGCGUCUCACUGAUUGUGUUCCAUAUCAAUUCUAAUCUCAUGGUGGCUUAUCGAAUAGUGUCGAGCCAUGGCACUAUUGUACAUUGGGCCCAACAAUACUCCUGACAUGCACUCGGACUAUCACAUCUCCCCCAUCUUUACCCCCGCCAACCUGCUCGCGCAGUUCCCACCCGUCUACCUCUCUUGCGGCGAGCGCGAUCCGUUCGUAGACGAUGUGAGUCGUCACGACGUCGCGUCGUCGCGUCGUCACCACUUCAAACGAAUUUUAUUUGCGAGCUCGAUCUGACCACUUUCCCCUCGGAAUGCCAUAGACGGUCAUCUUUGCUGGCAAGGUUCGAGAAGCAAAGGAGGCUCGGAAGCUGGAGCUGCUUGCUCGCGAGAAUCGACACGGCGAAUCGCUGCGCAUGUCGGGCUCCUCUGCCCCUCGAGAUCCAUUGCUCGAUCAAGAUGAGGACGACUGGGCCAAAAUGCAGAUUCUGGGUGGAUGGAGUCAUGGUUAUCUGCAGGUAUGGGCGCGAUUACCUCUUGGUCGCACGCCCAACAGACACUCAUCAGAUGUUGAAUUUGCACAGAUGAUCGCUCUGCUCCCCGGAGCCGAGGAGGCCGUCAACAUGCUCGCCGACUCGAUCACCGAAUCGUUCGAGAAGCAACGCGCCAGGGAAGCGGGUCAUCCAAUCCCUUCACCCGCCCUCGCCGCUACAGCUGCUCCACUCACCCGUCGACAGACUCCGCCUGUGCUUGCAUCGACUCCGGCGCCGACGCACUACUCGCCGCCGCCCAUCCCUCAGCUCGAGGGCAUGACCUCUGAAUCCGAUCGCGACGACCAAGACAACGUUUUGUCCUUCACUCCGCGCAAAACUCGUUCUACCUCGAGCUCGAACCCACGAUCACGAUCGGAUUCACCCGCGUUUGGUUCACCGUCGAGGAACCCUGACGGAUGCACUGUUCGCGUCCCUGCUCCGAGGAGCGGGCUGGCUUCCAGCUCGGACGAGACCGUCUCUUCCUUGCCACGAACACCUGGAGAUCAUCCCGCAAGUGGUCUAUCACCCCCCGUGAUCAUCGAAUCGACCGGUGACGAUGAACAAGGUCGGGCGACGGGCGUCAAACGGGCUUCUUUGCCGAUGCCGGCCAAGAUGAUGGCAGGCAAGACGAACCCAUCGUUGUUAAUUGACGCCAAGGAUUUGCUGAAAAGGAGACGCGAAGAAGCCGUGUAUGGGAUUUUGUCGACGACCAACUCGAACGUACCUUCAGAUGACGAGAGCUCGCCGAGGUCCGCAUCGAGACAGUGA